UCACCCGCGGGCCGCCCCCGCGGGGCCGCCGCUUUGCUUCUUGGGUUGGUGACGCCCGCCCGCGAUCGAUCCCGCCCUCCCGGAGGGGCGGCGGGAGGAGAGAGGGGUGAGAGUGGUUUUCUAGCUCUGCAGCCAAGCCACCGACCACAGGGAGAGCUCGACCCGGGGCGCUUUCCUGGCAGCCGUGGUGGAGGGAUGAGCGUGUCACCUGGAUGCUCAGGACACCAGUUCUGACUCUCCUGUGCCUGUAGCUGACAACAGCCAUGUCAGCCCAAGGGGAUAGAUGGGUUUCUUCCUUUGUUUUCCUGCUCUUCUGUGCUUCCUCCAUCCCAAGGCCGGGAAUCGCGGGGCUGCGGCAGGAGCCGAGCCCCCAGCGCUACUUCAGUGGCUUGGAAGCUGGACGAGCAUCCCUGGCCUUUUUCACCCCUCAUGUGUCUCCUGGUGCCCAGCCCUUCCUGGAGCAGAUUGAGAGCUCGGCCGAGGCCCUCCAGGACUAUGGCAUUUCUGUGGUGAAGGUUAAUUGUCCCAAAGAGGAUGUCUCAAGAUAUUGUGGAAAAGAAAAUGCCUUGAGGAAAGCCUACCUGUUCAGAGGAAACAUCCUGAUCCGAGAGUUCCCCACCGAUGCCCUGUUUGAUGUGAACUCCAUCGUCGCCAACGCUUUGUUUGCCCUGCUCUUUAACGAAGUCAAAUAUGUUGAAACGCUGGCAGACCUUCAGAACAUUGAGAAUGUGUUGAAAGGGAAGUCGAACAUGGUCUUUGCCUACGUACCAGCUACUGGGACAGCAGAGCACAGAGCUGUGAUGGAGGCGGCUUUUGUCUACGGGACCAUCCACCAGUUUGUUCUGACCACGGAGGCAGCACUGCUGAAAGCCACUGGGUAUGUCCAAACACACCCCCCACCACGGAGAGCUGCUUCCCUGCAAAGCAGUGAUGAUCCCGACGUAUCCUCUGCCUGGCUGCUGUUCUGCCACUGCCAGAGGGCCACGGACCCGGCACAGCCCUGCAGGAGAACAGCCCUGGCACAGCCCCUGACCCUGCUCAACAUCCACAGGCACCUCAAGCUCAUGGGGGCUCCCUUGGUGACAGAGGUUGCUGAGGACCCAGAGAAGGUCUCCACUGUCCACUUACAGCUUGGGCUACCCCUGGUGUUCAUCCUGAGCCAGAGGGAGACCUACGAGGCCGACAGGAGGACAGCAGAGUUUGUGGCCUGGCAGCUCUUGGGCAAAGCAGGAGUUGCCCUUUUGUCCAGGGACCUCGUGGAUUUGAACGUUCUGCAGCGGUCCAACGUCGCGCUGAAGACACCAGAUGAGGGAAUGCCAAUCCAAUACCUGGUCUUGGAAGACACUGAUGAAGUUAUAACCCUGGUGGAAGAUAAGAACAAGGCCAAACAAAUCCAGGAAGAUGAGGAGAAGGAAGAGGAGGAGGAAGAGGAAGAUGAGGAUGAAAAAGAGAAUAACAAUCAAGACAUCCAGGAUGACCAGGUGGUGGAAGCAGUUUCCAGGGACAAGAAGCGAGAGCUGCCCCUGGAGCAGGUCCUUGUCCUGACGGAGGAGACCUUCCGCUCUUCCCUCUCGGAGGCUGCCCGGACAGUGGUGCUGUUUUAUGCCAGUUGGGAAGCUGUGUCCCUGGCAGUGCUGCGCUCUUACUCCGAGGUGGCCGAUCACCUGAAAGGAACUCCUGGGGUUUUGCUCUCCCGGGUGAACUGCUGGGACUGGCCUGGAAUUUGCACCCAGGAGAAUGUCACCCAGUUUCCCACCAUCAAGAUUUAUGGGAAAGGAGAGAAGUCAGUGACAUAUGAUGGCAUGUGGGGAACUGAAGAGCUCACCAGCUUCAUCAUCCUGAGCCGAGUUUCCUGCCCGGUGAAACUGGCCACGAUGGACGAAGCAGAAGGAUAUUUAAGAGGAGAGUUUCCACCUGAGCUGUCAUCCCAUCACCACACUUCCCUUCUGGGAGUGUUUAGCACAGCCACAAGUGAAGCCAGGGAAGCUUUUGAAGAGGCAGGAAGCAUCCUAAGUGGCCACGUAAUGAUGGGGACGUAUUUUGAAGAUGAUGGCUUGGCUUUAUCCCGUAAAUACUCUGUGUCCCCCCCAGCCCUCCUCCUUGCCCGGAGCGGAGGUCGGAGCGUGGAAAGCAUUUCUUUGUCUAAACAGAGCGUGCAGGACAUGGUGCAGAUGAUCAGAUAUGAACUGCUGGACAUUUUUCCCGAAAUCACCGUGCAAAAUCUGCCCCAGUACUUGCAACUCACCAAGCCCUUCCUCAUCCUGUUCAGUGAUGGUGACAUCAGUCAAAUGGAAAGCAAGGAAAUGCUGAAGCUGGCAAAAGGAAGACCCCAGCAGGCGUUUGUGGCUUGCUGGUUGAACUUGAAGAAGACUCCAGUGGGAUACGGGAUCCUGAGGACGUACUUUGCCGCCGUGCCUUCGCUGCCCGUUCUCGUCUGGGUGAACCUCCACGCCGGGGGUCAGGUUUUCCAGUUCCCACCAGAGCAGUCCAUCACUGAAGUGAACAUCUUGUCUUGGCUGGAGAAGCUCCAAGCAGGACUGGAGACUCCCAGCUGUAGGAGCUCUGCCUGCUUUUCCCUGGCUGCGGGAGACACAAGUCUUAGGGAAGAGCUCAGGGGUGGGAGUGUUUCUGCGGCUGGCGAGCAGAGGUGAGGUAAAAAUGUCAUCGCACGUCUCUAAAACACAGUUUAUUUUCACUUUUUAGGAAAGUUGAGGCACCCAUUUCCCCUGCCAGCCUCUCCUUCUGCCUCCUCCCCCCAUUCCCAUGGCUUCAUCCCACGGAUGCUCCAGGCAGGCGACACAUUUCCUCCAGGAACCAGAUCUACCCUGAGGUGCAUCAUAAGCACCCACACAUGACUCAGCAGGAUCCUUUGAGAGACAUUUAUUAUUUAAAUAAUAACUAUUUUUUUUUUACAUCAUCUCAGCUCUUACACAGCAGAAAAGCUCCAAAUCUUGGCACUUUUGGGCGUUCUGAGCAGAGCUGCAGCUCCCAAAUGAGACACCCCACUUGCAACAGCACAAUGACUCUGUGUGUUGGAUGCUGCACAAACAGGAGCCACGAGACCCUCAGUGACCCCUAACAGCAGCAACAGCCUUGGAAUGUGGGAUUGGAUGCUCCUCAUCCCAGUGGGAGCCAGCUUAGAGUCCCAAAGAUCAGGAGGCAUCUUGCAAAACAAAAUAGAGGCACUGGAGGAUGCUGCCUCAGUCCAGGACUGAUGACCUGGAUGUUUUUGCACUUGGGUUUUUCUUUUUUUUUGUUUUGUUUUGUUGACAUUUUUGUCUGGUUUUUAUUUUGAAUAAAACUUGCAGAGAAGUGAAUGCCCCAAAACCCACCAAGAGCAUCACCCUGGCUGUGGGUGAAGCUCGUGGCUGUGACAGAAACCUCUCAAUCCUUGGUCAGGUUCUUUAUUCCCCUUGAUGGCUCUUGCACAAACCACAAGGCAAAGGGAAUUGCAAAAUGGGUGCUGAGGAGGGGCUGCAGACUCUGCUCCAUCACAGCAUGAGGGAAGUGCCAUAAUUUGGCUUUUUCUCUGCCCCGGUGCCCCUCAGGGACCCACUGGUGCUUAAAAUCUCUGGGGUGGGGGACAGACAAACAGACAGAUAGACACAUGCACAGAGAUCUACACCUGAAAAAGUGCAUUUCUUUAGGCAACUGGCCUAUGAAAAAAAGGGGAAUAUCUGGGGGCACACUGCUCCUGUUGUCUCCUCUCCAAUCCCUAGGGAUCUGUGGGCAGAGACGGAUGCUUGCAGCCACAAUGGCCAUCCAGCCCCACCUCCAGGAGCUGCCUGCGCCCCAAAACCACCUCAGGGACCUUUCUGGGAAGCACACCAGCAGGAAGCCCUGCUUCCCAACAUCCCUCCCCAGCAGUAGUGUUAUAGCAAAGCCCCCCAUGCUUCACCCCCUGACUCUCCCACAGUGGGACCAAACAGAGCCUUCCCCCUUUUCCGUGCGGGACCCGCCCCAUCUGAGGGUUACAGCCCUUCCCAGGUAUUCAUCAGCCCUUCUGAUCUUGUCCCACUGUAAUUUUUUGCCCUGUGAGAAACCACACUGGCUUCCCAGGGGCUUCCCAGGCGACACCUGGCCCACCCCAGGCCCACCCCACAGCAGCCACGUCUCUUUACGGGCCGUAAGGCAGAGCUUUGUUAACACCUGUCCGGGCUGUGCUUCACCUGGCAGGAGUCUCCUGGAAUGGCUGAUGGAUCUACGGCUCACAGGGGCCCAGCUGUGCCGCCAGUUUUGUCUUUGCAGGGCAUGGAGUCCGUCUGUCCGGGAGCGCGGGGGUCACCUGGCAGCACAGCACCGAGCGCAGGAACCGCAGCACCGGCGGCCUCAGGAUGGCGAAGACCCAGGGAUCGACGAUGGAAUUGAUGGAGAGGAACCUCAGGGCGAGCAGGUCCCACUCGUGCUCGCCCUCUUCCGUGAUGAACUUGUUCAUGUAGGCACGGAUCUGCAAAAGCACGGGAUCGUGGAAUGGUUUGGGUUGGAAGGGACCUUAAAGACCAUCUCGUUCCAAGCCCCUGCCAUGGGCAGGGACACCUUCCACUAGCCCAGGUUGCUCCAAGCCCUGUCCAACCUGGCCUGGAACACUUCCAGGGAUGGGACAGCCACAGCUUCUCUGGGCAACCUGUGCCAUGGCUUCACCAUCCACAGAGUAAAGAAUUUUUUCCCACUA
Pseudopipra pipra is the source of this 4672-nucleotide messenger RNA. It is a transcript of the gene TXNDC16, whose product is annotated as thioredoxin domain containing 16. The record is from RefSeq and is a predicted model, not a curated record. The coding region runs from base 264 to 2651 and encodes 795 amino acids. The transcript has 21 exons. Lineage: Eukaryota; Metazoa; Chordata; Aves; Passeriformes; Pipridae.